AAUUCCUAGAGGACCUGUGCAGCAACCUCUUGAGGAUAGAAUCUUCACCCCUACUGUCUCUGCUGUGUACAGCACGGUAACACAAGUAGCAAGACAGCCCGGACCCCCGACCCCCUCCCCUUACUCAGCUCAUGAAAUAAACAAGGGGCAUCCAAGUCUUGCGGCAACGCCCCCGGGACAUGCAUCGUCCCCUGGACUCUCUCAGACCCCUUAUCCCUCUGGACAGAAUGCAGGUCCAACCACAUUGGUAUACCCUCAAGCCCCUCAGACAAUGAAUUCACAACCUCAGACCCGUUCUCCGCCCAGCAGAACAGUGCCAAUACAUUGCACAGACAACUGGAAGAGGAGGAAGGUUUUGGAACAGACUCCCGUUUACAGGUCCUUGGCUGGAAGAGGCUGGAUAAAAUACUGCAUUUUUGCAGCGGGGCCUCGACCUGCCCAUCAUCAGUUUUUCCAGAGGCCUCAAAUACAGCCUCCUAGAGCUACCAUCCCGAACAGCAGUCCUUCCAUUCGUCCUGGUGCACAGACACCCACUGCAGUGUAUCAGGCUAAUCAGCACAUCAUGAUGGUUAACCAUCUGCCCAUGCCGUACCCAGUGCCCCAGGGUCCUCAGUACUGUAUACCUCAGUACCGUCAUAGUGGCCCUCCUUAUGUUGGGCCUCCACAACAGUAUCCAGUUCAGCCACCAGGCCCAGGUCCUUUUUAUCCUGGACCAGGACCUGGGGACUUUCCUAAUGCUUAUGGAACACCUUUUUACCCAAGUCAGCCAGUGUAUCAGUCAGCACCUAUCAUAGUGCCUACGCAGCAGCAGCCCCCUCCAGCCAAGAGAGAGAAAAAAACAAUAAGAAUUCGAGAUCCAAACCAGGGAGGUAAAGAUAUAACAGAGGAGAUUAUGUCUGGAGGUGGCAGCAGAAAUCCUACUCCACCCAUAGGGAGGCCCACAUCCACACCUACUCCUCCUCAGCAGCUGCCCAGCCAGGUCCCCGAGCACAGCCCUGUGGUUUAUGGGACUGUGGAGAGCGCUCAUCUUGCUGCCAGCACCCCUGUCACUGCAGCUAGCGACCAGAAGCAAGAAGAGAAGCCAAAACCAGAUCCAGUGUUAAAAUCUCCUUCCCCAGUCCUUAGGCUAGUCCUUAGUGGAGAGAAGAAAGAACAAGCAGGCCAGGCCUCUGAGUCUGCUGCAGUAGAAUCUAUACCAGAGCUUCCUCUGCCUUCAUCACCUGCCACUGUUUCUCCAGUUGCUCGAAAUACAAUUGCUUCCCCCAUCUCUGCUGUUCUUAGUAGCCAUCCGAUAUUCACCACUCCUUUAGAUGACAGAUGUGAACUUUCUUCCUCAAAAGAAGACACAGUUCCUACACCCAGUUCCACAUCCUGCACAGAAACAUCGGAUCCUUCACCAACAGAUGAAAAUGAUGAUGAUAUAUGCAAGACACCUUGCAGUGUAGCACCUAAUGAUACUCCAUUAAUUUCUAGUACUAACUUAAUUAAUGAAAUGAAUGGAGUUAGUGAAAAGCUACCUGUCACAGAGAGCAUUGUGGAAAUAGUAAAACAGGAGGUGUUGCCUUUGACUCUUGAAUUGGAGAUUCUAGAAAAUCCCCCAGAAGAAAUGAAAGUGGAGUGCAUUUCAGCUCCCAUAGCCCCUUCUACAGUUUCUUCCUUUUCUCCAUCUUCUCCACCUCCUCCAGUUUCUCCUCCUUCCACGCCAGUUACUGUUCCUGUUGCCGCCACUAAUGUUAGUUCUGCUGGUGCUCACACCACAGUUCAGAGAGUCUUAGAAGAGGAAGAGAGCAUAAGAACUUGCCUUAGUGAAGAUGCAAAAGAGAUUCAAAGCAAAACAGAGGUAGAAGCAGAUGGGCAAACAGAAGAGAUUGUGGAUUCUCAGAACUUGAGUUCAAGAAAAAGUCCUCUCCCAGCUCAGACAGCUAUAACUGCACCAAAGAUGUGGAAGAAACCAAAAGAUCGGACCCGAACCACUGAAGAGGUGUUAGAGGCAGAAUUGGAGCCUAAAGCUGAAGAGGAGCUUUCAGGUGACAAAGUACUUGAAUCUGAGCACAAUAAAAUGAGCCAAGGGUUUCAUCCUGAAAGAGACUCCUCUGACCUAAAAAAAGCGAAAGCUGUGGAAGAAAAUGGAGAAGCUGAGCCUGUGCGUAAUGGUGCUGAGAGUGUUUCUGAGGGUGAAGGAAUAGAUGCUAAUUCAGGCUCCACUGAUAGUUCUGGUGAAGGGGUCACAUUCCCAUUCAAACCAGAAUCCUGGAAGCCUACUGAUACUGAAGGCAAGAAGCAGUAUGACAGGGAGUUUCUUCUGGACUUCCAGUUCAUGCCAGCCUGUAUACAGAAACCAGAGGGCCUGCCACCAAUCAGUGAUGUGGUCCUUGACAAAAUCAACCAACCCAAAUUGCCAAUGCGAACUCUAGAUCCUAGGAUUUUGCCUCGAGGUCCUGACUUUACUCCAGCCUUUGCAGAUUUUGGAAGACAAACCCCUGGUGGAAGAGGUGUACCUAUCUGUAACGUGCAGAGCAGGCAUGGAUUGCCAAUUCUGGAUCAGAGCACAGGCCCAACUUGCACUCCACUGGUGAUAUCGCACCCACCCCUGAAGAGCCUGCCUCUAGGGUUGUUGAGCGUUGGACCGCGGAGAUCUCAACCUGGCCAGAGAAGAGAACCCAGGAAGAUCAUCACGGUUUCUGUAAAAGAAGAUGUGCACCUGAAGAAGGCAGAGAAUGCUUGGAAGCCCAGCCAGAAGCGAGAUAGCCAAGCAGAGGAUCCUGAAAACAUUAAAACUCAGGAGCUUUUUAGAAAAGUUCGAAGUAUAUUAAAUAAAUUGACACCACAGAUGUUCAACCAGCUGAUGAAGCAAGUGUCAGGACUUACUGUUGACACAGAGGAGCGCCUGAAAGGAGUCAUUGACCUGGUCUUUGAGAAGGCUAUUGAUGAACCGAGUUUCUCUGUGGCUUACGCAAACAUGUGUCGAUGUCUAGUAACGUUGAAAGUACCCAUGGCAGACAAGCCUGGUAACACAGUGAAUUUCCGGAAGCUGUUACUGAACCGUUGCCAGAAGGAGUUUGAGAAAGAUAAAGCAGAUGAUGAUGUCUUUGAGAAGAAGCAGAAAGAACUUGAGGCUGCCAAUGCUCCAGAAGAGAGGACCAGGCUUCACGAUGAGCUGGAAGAAGCUAAGGACAAAGCUCGGCGGAGAUCCAUUGGCAACAUCAAGUUCAUUGGAGAACUCUUUAAACUCAAGAUGCUGACUGAAGCCAUCAUGCAUGACUGUGUGGUCAAGCUGCUAAAGAACCAUGAUGAAGAAUCCCUGGAGUGCCUGUGUCGCCUCCUCACCACCAUUGGCAAAGACCUAGAUUUUGAGAAAGCAAAGCCACGUAUGGACCAGUAUUUUAAUCAGAUGGAAAAAAUUGUAAAAGAAAGGAAAACCUCAUCCAGAAUUCGAUUCAUGCUUCAGGAUGUGAUAGACCUAAGACUGAGUAAUUGGGUCUCUCGAAGAGCAGAUCAAGGGCCUAAAACCAUUGAACAGAUUCACAAAGAGGCUAAAAUAGAAGAACAAGAAGAGCAGAGGAAGGUCCAGCAGCUCAUGACCAAAGAGAAGAGGAGACCAGGCGUCCAGAGAGUAGAUGAAGGUGGGUGGAACACUGUACAAGGGGCCAAGAAUAGUCGUGUACUGGACCCCUCAAAAUUCCUGAAAAUCACCAAGCCCACAAUUGAUGAGAAAAUUCAGUUGGUACCUAAAGCACAGCUGGGCAGCUGGGGGAAAGGCAGCAGUGGUGGAGCAAAGGCAAGUGAGUCUGAUGCCUUGAGGUCAAGUGCUUCCAGUUUAAAUCGGUUCUCUGCUUUGCAACCCCCAGCACCCUCAGGGUCUACGUCAUCUACACCUUUAGAGUUUGAUUCCCGAAGAACCUUAACCAGUCGUGGAAGCAUGGGCAGAGAGAAGAAUGACAAGCCCCUUCCAUCUGCGACAGCUCGUGCGAAUACUUUCAUGCGGGGCAGCAGCAGCAAAGACUUGUUAGACAAUCAGUCUCAAGAAGAGCAGCGAAGAGAAAUGCUAGAGACUGUGAAACAGCUCACGGGAGGUAUGGAUGUGGAGAGGACCAACGCCGAGGCUGACAGAAACAAACCCAGAGAGGCAGUGACAAAGCCAGAAAUGCCAGCAACAUCAGCCACUGACAAGCCUACCUUGUCAGAAGAGGAUGUGGUCAGGAAGUCCAGAUCUAUCAUUGAUGAAUUUCUACACAUUAAUGAUUUUAAGGAAGCCAUGCAAUGUGUGGAAGAGUUGAAUGCCCAAGGCCUGUUACAUGUGUUUGUGAGAAUGGGAGUGGAUUCUACCCUGGAAAGGAGCCAAAUCACCAGGGACCACAUGGGCCAAUUACUACAUCAACUGGUGCAGUCAGAAAAACUCAGCAAACAGGACAUUUUCAAAGGUUUUUCAGAUAUAUUGGAAUUGGCAGAUGACAUGGCCAUUGAUAUUCCCCAUAUUUGGUUGUACCUUGCUGAACUUGUGACCCCCAUGUUAAAAGAAGGUGGAAUCUCCAUGAGAGAACUUAUCAUAGAAUUUAGCAAACCUUUACUUCCUGUUGGAAGAGCUGGGGUCUUUCUUUCUGAAAUACUGCACCUUCUAUGCAAACAAAUGAGCCAUAAGAAAGUGGGAGUCUUAUGGAGGGAGGCACACCUCAGCUGGAAGGACUUUUUACCAGAAGGAGAAGAUGUACAUAAUUUUCUCUUGGAGCAGAAGUUAGACUUUAUAGAGUCUGACAGUUCCUGUUCCUCUGAAGCACUUUCAACGAAAGAACUCUCUGCUGAAGAACUGUAUAAGCGACUCGAGAAACUCAUUAUUGAGGACAAAGCAAAUGAUGAACAGAUCUUUGACUGGGUAGAGGCUAAUCUAGAUGAAAGCCAGAUGAGUUCACCUACAUUCCUUAGAGCUUUAAUGACAGCUGUUUGUAAAGCAGCUAUUAUAGCUGAUUGUUCUACCUUCCGAGUGGACACUACAGUUAUCAAGCAGAGAGUGCCGAUCUUACUCAAGUACCUAGACUCAGACACAGAGAAGGAACUACAAGCACUUUAUGCACUGCAAGCGUCAAUUGUAAAACUUGAUCAACCUGCCAAUUUGCUACGGAUGUUUUUUGAUUGCCUGUAUGACGAGGAGGUGAUCUCUGAGGAUGCCUUCUACAAGUGGGAAAGCAGCAAGGACCCUGCAGAGCAGAAUGGGAAGGGCGUGGCCCUGAAAUCUGUCACGGCAUUCUUCACGUGGCUGCGGGAAGCAGAAGAGGAGUCUGAGGAUAACUAAAACUUCAAAUACACAAAACGAAACAAAAGAAACAAUUUAAGUAUUUUUUAAAAAAGUUUCACGUCUUCGCCAAUCACAGUGCAGCAAGGCCAAUUCUCGCAGAAACCCCCACGUGUGCACAAGUGGGAGAGGGGAAGAGAAAAAGGUGAUCAUGGAGGAAAAAGGUACUGGAAAAAGUAAACUUCAAACCUGAGGGCGGGAGCACUAAACCAAAAUACAUGUAUUAUUUAUAGAAAAUAUUUUCUGUUUUAAUCUUUUCUUUUUAAACGAGGGAGGACUCAUACUUUAAAAAAAAAAAAAAUCUGUUUAGCAAAAAAAAAAAAGAAGAAAAAGUUGAGAACUUUUAAUUUAUUUUAAGGACUGCAAAUGCCAGUGUAAUUUUUUAAUUUGCAGUUUCUGUAAACAACUUGUAUAAUAGAAAAGCAGAGAAAUAAAUUUCCCUCCCCUUCAGAUGCACCUCACGUUUGUUUUAAAACAUAGUAGUUAGGCCAGAUUUAAGAAGGUUGGGGUGAACAAGGUAGGAAAGAUUUUUUUUUUUGGGGCAUCAAAUCUUUCUGCCUGCCUCUCAGCUUGCUUCAGAAAAUAAAAGAAUCACAAUAGCAAUCAAAACAUACAUAACCUUGGAACAGAAGGAAAUGCUGUGGACCAGAGAACUCCAAGAAUUGUUUUAAAAAAAAUUUAAAAAGUGCUACCCUGGGAAAAAUAGUCAAUACUUUUGAAAUCUUUAGAGUAACUUUAAGGCUUGUAAAUACAUAGAACAAAUAUUUAAAAAAAAAAAAAAGGAAUUGACUCAAUACUAUUUCUUUUCAUUUUCAAAAUAUAAAGAACAAAAUAAAGACAAACAUUGCAAGUUUAAAAGAAAGUACAGUGACUUCUCCUUUUGACAGCUGCUGCAUGUGCGCCCAUUUUUUGGGAGGUGCUGUCUGGCUAUUCCUUGUCUAAUCCUAAUCACUCCUGAGUGAUGUGUGUGCGCACGUGUGUGUGUGUGUGCACGCAUGUGUGUAUACAGUUGGAAAGGGAAAGUUACUUUGGGGGCUAGGAGGGCACUGGUGCUUGGGUGAGAGAGCCAGUCCCUCUUAAAGUCCAGGGGUAGCUUCUUUCUAGCACCAAAUAGAAAUACAUUCAAGGUAGGAACAAACCAUAGGGCAGUUUUUUAAAUGACUUAGCGUUCCGCUGUAUAUACCAGGACUUAGGACACUUAUUUACUUUAAGACUACCACUACCACUGAUUUUAAAAUCUUCACUUGUCACACAUGCUUAAGGAAUCCCAGGAUGUCUUCCAAAGAACGAAGGGAACCAGAGCUAAAUUACACUCUUUAAAAAGUGGACAUGGUGGGCCUCCCUGGUGGCACAGGGGUUAAAGUCUCAGCGCUAUCAAGAUAUCACCAGCCACUGUGGCAUGAGUUCGAUCCCCAGUCAGGGAGCUGACCCCCGUGGUGCAGCAGACCUCUCCUGAAAUACACUGCUCCCCCUCAGCAGUGUAUUUCAGUGGAUCCGCCUGUUCUGCUCCCUGCUCUACACCCUAGUUCUUGUAUGCAUAAGUAAAUAAAAAUAAAUGUUAAAAAAAAAAAGUAGACAUGAGGACUUAAAAACGAACCAAAACCAUGUGUGAAAAAUCACAGUGGUUCCCAGCUUCAACUUCACUGAGAACAUUCUGGUGAGUAUAAAACCAUCUGUGAUCUGGAUCUCUGUUUCUCCUACAGAUAUUGGGGUGCUGUGCUUUUUGUUUUUCUUUAAUGAGAUUGCAGUCUCUACAGAUGGUUUUUCAUUUCAGUUGUUAGUAGGCCUUCACCUUACAAAUUGUAUUUCAGAGGAAAGCCAGGCUGCUCUCAAAUAAACUGUAUUUAGUGUCUGGUUAACCGAAGAGUGUUUCUGACUUUCAUCGCUGAGAAAAUAUUCACGCUAAUAGACUUGUGAAGCAUAGGACAAAAUUUUCCAUAGCAAUAUAAGGUUUUCUUCAGAGUAUCAUUGGACACAAUAGAGGAUCUCACCACCUAGGCCUGAACAGCCCAUUCUGCAGGUGGCAGGGAGCUGCUGUUGAAGAGCCCAGUCCUGAAAGCCUUCCGCCAGGCAGGUGACAACAUCUGCCACAAAAGAUGGGUCCCAAAAGCUGUUUCAGAGUUGCUGCCUGGGAUCCCUCAUCUGGAGGAAACAACCUGAUUUCUAUGAUACCAUGACUUUCAUCAGCUUCCAGAAUCAAAGUGCAGAGGGUUCUGACCCAGAAAUCUCCUGAGUACUGUAGGUUGGUUGCAUUACUCACGGGCUGAAGGGUGAGGAAUUUGGGGGAAGCAUAGUGGUGACUGCCUUUUAGAAAUCAGUGGUGAUUGUUCACAGGAGACUGAAAAAGCUACAGAGAGUAGAAAUGGCUUAUCAGUAUUUUAGAGGUAGACAAGAAUAAUGAAUGAAGAGAAGAGAAUAAUAUUUAGGAGCAGGGAGAG
Molecule: messenger RNA, 7725 nt
Organism: Talpa occidentalis (Iberian mole)
Lineage: Eukaryota; Metazoa; Chordata; Mammalia; Eulipotyphla; Talpidae
Gene: EIF4G3
Product: eukaryotic translation initiation factor 4 gamma 3
Exons: 35
Coding region: 272-5287 (1671 amino acids)
Cellular component (GO): eukaryotic translation initiation factor 4F complex
Molecular function (GO): translation initiation factor activity; protein binding; mRNA binding
Source: RefSeq, a predicted model, not a curated record